CAACACAUCGGUAAUUGACAGUGCAUCGAGAGGGUGUGUCUUUUUAACUGAAAUGUACACUGGCGAGCCGUUUUAGCAUAUGAUUUACAUGUCAUUUACGUAUAAUUAAACAUUCGAGCCAUUAGCACGGCCGAGUCAGUGUGUGUAAGUGUUUACCAGUGUAGGAAGCUCUGGUUGAAACUUAUGUCCGUAAAUCAGUCGCCUAAAGGAUUAAGAUAGGUUUGUGUGGCGUUUUCAAUGCCCGGCCUCUGUUAUCGGGAGGAGACUUGUAGCAAGUCUCCAGUGAUCGCAAAGGGGGUGUCUAGUGAUGAAAACGAAUCGUGUCCGGAAUUUCUGCAUUCGAUUUGGAAUUAAUUCUAGUGGAUUCUGUCCUCGAGAACGUAAACCGACAAUCGAUCAUUGUUUAUAGAGAGGAUAGGAACCAGCUGUCUGGGACAAGACUCCAUCCCGCCACAGUGUUACCGGAGUAUUGAGGUCAUCUUUGGUUAUCCUUUCUGGACUUAAACAGCGUGUAUCUGUACUAGCAACAUGUUCUGUCGGGAGAGUAGCGGAAACCACACCCUCGGUGUGUUUAAAUUGUUAUCCUGUACACUUUGUUACAACUACAUCAUGAAAAUGGACGCCAAAUUCUACAAAAUACCAAUCCCGGGCCCUGAAGGAUUCGCAUUUGUGGCCGGGCCAGAGUCUGGACUCGAACAGGGAACCCCUGUCAUUGCCGACGCGAAAAAUGCAUCGUCCGUGAACAUCAUUUGUAGUACAAUGGACGAGGAAAAAUGUGAAUGGUGGAAAACAUGUUGUGACGCAGCAGAAAAGUGUUGUGAACAACAGCUCAAUAUGGGCUCUUCGUCACCAAAACCGGGAUAUUGUCCCCGAACGUGGGACGGAUUUGGAUGUUUUGAUGACACAAAAGCCGGAAGUCGGGCCUAUCUGGACUGUCCCGUGUAUGUAGAACACUCACUACCCUAUGCCCAGGCAUAUAAGGACUGUACCGAGAAUGGCACGUGGUUUUCUCUCACAAAUGCCAUGUCAGGACAGACAUUCGAGUGGACCAACUAUUCUACAUGUCUCGACAUUGAGGAUCAACAACAGCUGGUGUACGUUGGUUUAACUUGCAGCCUUAUCAGCAUCAUUUUACUAGUACCAUCCUGUAUAGUGUUUCUGGCAUUCCGCCAACUCCGGGUACAACAGAGGAUCCGUCUCCAUGUCUGUCUGUUUCUAUCCUUCACUGUGUCCGCCGUCCUUACAAUCCUAUGGGACUUCCUCGUCGUUUAUGAUCGAGUUGAAAAAGCUCAAAAUCGGGAAGAAAGCCUGAUGGUUCAAAAUACGGCCGGCUGUAAGCUAAUGUACGUCCUUCACCGAUACAUCCAGAUGUGUAACUAUUUUUGGAUGUUCUGUGAGGGCUUCUAUCUCCAUCGACUCAUCGUGCAUGCCUUCGAAGUACCAAAGACGCUCAUUGGAUAUUACAUAUUCGGCUGGGGUGGCUCGUGGGUCCCAAUAAUCAUCUACUCAAUCGUUCGUGCUGUGGACAAAGAAUUCGAUCAAACUAACUGUUGGGUUAAACACGCAGGCGGAUUGGAAUACGUCAUAUAUGUUCCUAUACUGGUGACUUUAGCGAUCAACAUAUUUUUCUUCGUCAACAUUUUACGGAUUUUGCUGACACAGUUACAGUCUCAUCCAAACGAGCCAAGUAAUUACAGGCGUGCGUUCCGGGCCACCUUUGUACUUGUGCCUCUCUUUGGUAUCCAGUCUAUCCUCGUAAUCUACAGACCUGAUACUUCUAGAUCAGCCAUGUUUGUGUACGAGGUCGCUAAAACUAUUGUCAUCAAUACUCAGGGCGGGAUAAUUUCUCUAAUCUUCUGUGUUUUCAAUGGGGAGGUCCACACUCACAUAAAGAAUCUGAUCAGAAAGCGCUGGCCAAGCUUCAUGAAUGGGGACACGAGAUUCACGAGCGUCACGUCCACAACACAGUACACAAACGUACAAACAUCAGUGCGGAGAAGCCCACGUCUUCAGGAAUCCCAGCAACAUCAGAGCUACAUCCCAUUGGACACUGUCGAUGACGCAAGUCGUGACGUCACAAAAACAAAUGGACAUGUGACUUUCAAGGAAACUAAUAAUACAGUGAAUUGAUUUACUUGA
Molecule: messenger RNA, 2139 nt
Organism: Pecten maximus
Lineage: Eukaryota; Metazoa; Mollusca; Bivalvia; Pectinida; Pectinidae
Product: calcitonin gene-related peptide type 1 receptor-like
Exons: 12
Coding region: 529-2130 (533 amino acids)
Biological process (GO): adenylate cyclase-modulating G protein-coupled receptor signaling pathway; cell surface receptor signaling pathway
Cellular component (GO): plasma membrane
Molecular function (GO): G protein-coupled peptide receptor activity
Source: RefSeq, a predicted model, not a curated record